GGAGCAAAGGCAGAAAAGGAUAUUUUUUUUUGUCAUCCAUUAUCACUGCGUUCUGUGUGUGUGUAUGUGUGUGUGUGUGUGUGUGUGUGUGUGUGUGUGUGUGUGUGUGUGUGUGUGUGUGUGGGCGCUAGCUUAUAAAUGGCAGAAGUAGCAUCAGAUUCUCAGAAGCUUUCAGAUUAUGCCUUAGGGUGAGUGCCGGGGUUCUCUCUCUCUCUCUCUCUCUCUCUCUAGAACAUUAUCGUCACUGGAAGGAAAGUUUAUAAUAUUAUAAUAAUUCUUCUCAGUUAUGUAAAUCAGGGUUGCUGAGUAAGGGACGAAAGGAAAAAGCAAGGGGAAAAGUGGAUCCCAAGAAGAGAUGGAGGAGAACAUGGUGGUGUUUCCGGUGACAUGUGUUACAGCGCUCUGGUGGGCAGCGAGCCUCGGGGUGGUUGUCGCCACCAAUUCUCACGGUCUGCCGCCUGUCCCUGCCCACACCAGUGCCGGGAGCUCAUCGGGGCCCUGCAUCCCUGCCGACACCGCCGCUCGUGCUGUGAUCACCCCGGCAUAUCCGUCCAGCCAGACUCGAUCACUCAGCCGUCUAGGACGCAAGGAACGCGGCCAGGGUGAGGAUUCCCUGGAGCUUCCCGUUCCCUCCCAUCGCCUGAGCGAGGCGGACGGCGCUCACCACUACCUGUCCUCCCUCUCAAAGGAUCUUGCAUGCGGGACUUACGAAAACAAGGUGCUGGUGGUGUGGAAGAAGUUUCUCUCAGACACCGCUAGGGAAGCUGAGUCAGUGGAGCAGGGGAGAAGUCCAGCAGUGACAACAGAGGCGGUGGAAGUGAGGAGCUGCGGUACAGAUUCCCUCCACGAACGCCUAAAAGUGUUGCCGAAUCUAGUCCCUUCUGACGGCCCCCACCAUCCAACCCUUGUAAUCCUUAUGUGCCGGCAGCAAAACAUGACCAGAAUCGUAGAGAUGUUAAAAAGAGCGACACGUGGAGAAGGAGGUAGAAGAGUAGGAGGAGGCAGAAUAAUUAUCUUCUCACUCGUCACGAACAGCAAAGGAACUACACGCUGGGAGAAGUUUCAAGAAGGGGACGAAAGUGAAGAGCUCAGCAGUAAGUCGAGGAGCUACCUGAUGGAGAUGUCAUCGGAUCCACGCUCACUCCCUCCCGCGGACCUCCAGGGGAAGAAGUUCAAGGUGUCGGCGGUGGAUAACUGGCCCUUUUUCGGAUUACGUAAGGGGGCAGGGGGACAAGUAGGGGCUGAUGCCGGGAUCGACGUCAGCAUCCUCAACACCCUGAGUCAGGCCCUUAACUUUACUUUUGCUUAUUUGCCUUUCUGUUUCUUUCUUGCGUUGUCUUGCCUCUCCGUAUUUUUCUUUUCAAUUUUCUCUCUCUCUCUCUCUCUCUCUCUCUCUCUCUCUCUCUCUCUCUCUCUCUCUCUCUCUCUCUCUCUCUCUCUCUCUCUCUCUCUCUCCUCUGUUUAUUCCUCUCUUCCCCUUCUUCCCUCUGGUCUUCAUUUAUUCCCCCUCUUCUCUUUCUCCUCGUAUUCAUUUUGUUUCCAUUUCUUUGAUUCCUUGUGGCUCCUUCAACCGUUCCCUCAUCGCCUCCCGUCCUCCUCUUGGCUUUCACUUCCUACCUCUCUUGCUCUUUGUUACCGUGGCGGAUGCAGGUACGAGGUGGUGCUAGAGGAGGGUGGUCAGUGGGGAGGACCACAGGCUGACGGUACGGUGACUGGAAUGAUUGGAAUGGUGGCUCGAGGUGAAGCACACUUGGCCAUUAAUGAAAUCACCAUCACAGCCACCAGGGAGACAGUGGUGGACUUCACGCGGCCUUACUUCAUGGAGUCCUCGGCCUGCACCUCCCCAGCGCCCAAGGAGAGGAGCCGCGCCUUCGCCGUGCUGUCCCCCUUUACCCUCCAGGUUUGGCUGAGCGUCGGGGUGAGUGUGAUGGUGAUUGGCUUAGUGCUGUGGGUGGUGAGAGCGCUAAUUGGCCAGUACUGCGAAGAGGGAGUGGCAAUCCCCUUGCAGGACCUGACUUUCAACAUGUACCGCAGCCUGGUGGUUCAGAGCAACCGCUUGCCCGCCCUUCUGUGGCCGCUGCGCCUCGUGUUCGCCGGCUGGUACCUCUACUGCUUUUAUGUGAGCGCUCUGUAUUCCGGCACCCUCACCGCCGUGCUGGCCCUCCCCGUCUAUGAGAAGCCCAUUGACUCCCUCGCUGAUCUCCUUGAGGCGUCCAAACAAGGUUUCUACCCAGUGACCAUCAAAGAAAUUAGCAUCGACUUCCUCUUUCAAAAAGCCACUUCAGGGAUCUACCACCAGAUCGGCCGCUUAAUGACGAGUGACAAGCAUUACGUGGACUCUCCUUCAAACGGUAUCGCCAGGGUGUUGCAAGGGCCAGCUGUCUACAUCGAUGCAAGACUUAGCAUGGAAAUCCAAAUGAUAAUUCAAGGCAGGUGGCACGUGGCUGCUCAUCAUCUCCUCACCAGCCACGUACUGAAUGUGGCACAUGCUUGCCUGACGAGAAGCUUAAGUAGUGUCUGUCUAUGUCGUAGCAAUAUUGUCAGCAAGGGAGUUUCAUGUUAUGUUGCUUAUGAAAGGGAUGUUAUGUAUAGGAUCCUUUGUUGGGAGGGACUGUGUGUGUGUGUGUGUGUGUGUGUGUGUGUGUGUGUGUGUGUGUGUGUGUGUGUGUGUGUGUGUGUGUGUGUGUGUGUGUGUGUGUGUGUGUGUGUGUGUAAUAAUAAUAAUAAUGAUAAUAAUAAACGGUUUAUUAUUUUAGGCAGUUAACAAACUGAAAAUGUACAGAGGGGGUGGGAAAAUACUUAACAUUAAUCCUAAAGGUAAGUAUAAUCUAGAAGGGAUUGUGUGUGUGUGUGUGUGUAUGUGUGUGUGUGUGUGUGUGUGUGUGUGUGUGUGUGUGUGUGUGUGUGUGUGUGUGUGUGUGUGUGUGUGUGUGUGUGUGUGUGUGUUUGUGUGUGUGUGUAUGCGUCUUUAUAUAGCAUUGCGCAGGUGUAAUCUUUCAUUGCUCAACUGAACUGCAAUGAACCUGUUUGAGAACAUAAUAUUUAUCAAUCGUUCUAUUUCCUCUUAUUUUUUUUUUUUUUUUCGUUUGAUAUUUCUCGUGUAUUAAUUAAUUACGCCCUGUUCUUGGUAAUCUUAAUUAACGCUUAUGAUGCUGUAAAUGGCAUGAAUUAAAUCAUUUCCUAUGGUACACAAUUUUAUCUUGCCUGAAGGUUGCGAUAUUUUUACCCGCUGCUGUUCCUGAUAACUCGUGUUU
This is a messenger RNA of Scylla paramamosain (green mud crab), 3254 nucleotides long. RefSeq lists its product as uncharacterized. The record is from RefSeq and is a predicted model, not a curated record. NCBI's taxonomy places the organism in Eukaryota, Metazoa, Arthropoda, Malacostraca, Decapoda, Portunidae. Gene Ontology annotation, molecular function: ligand-gated monoatomic ion channel activity. The transcript has 13 exons. Gene Ontology annotation, cellular component: membrane. The coding region runs from base 356 to 2764 and encodes 802 amino acids.